GGGCCAGCCGGGCAGUUCUCUCGCACUCUGCUGCCGAUUGCCCAAAACCACGCCUCGUUCGAUCGACCCAGCCGCGAUGCGUCCGGCCCGCGCGCCGGCACCGGCGGCGGCGCGCGGGGGCCUGGCGCUGUACGAGCUGUACAGGGCGGCGAGCCGCGCGGCGGCGCCUGCGGUGCUCCUUUGGCGGCGGCUGCAAGGGCUGGAGCACCCGACGCGGUGGCCGGAGCGGCUGGGCCAGCCGUCGGCGGCGCGGCCCCGGCCGGGAUCCCCGCUCGUGUGGUUCCACGCCGUGUCCCUGGGGGAGGGGAUGGCCGCGCUCCCCGUCGUCCGCCACUGCGCCGGCCUCCAUCCCGGCCUCCCCGUGCUCCUCACCACCACCACUCUCUCCUCAUUCGAAGUCAUCAAGGAUUUGCUCCCAGAUGGUGUCAUAUAUCAGUUUGCUCCUCUUGACUGUCCAGAUGCAAUAGACAGUUUUAUUGGAUACUGGAAGCCAAGUUUGGUACUUCUUAUGGAAAGUGAACUCUGGCCAAACCUCAUUAUGUCUGCAGCAGCAAAAGGGAUUGCAGUUGCUCUUUUAAAUGCCCGCAUGUCACUGAAGUCUUUCAACCGCUGGUCCGUGCCUCUAGGGUUGCCACUAGUCACUCUGAUGCUCUCUAAACUAUCACUUGUUGCCCCAUUGAGUACUAUUCAGGCUGUUCGAUUUCAGCUGUUACAUACGCCACCAGGGAUUAUCCAUUUUGCUGGAGAUCUAAAAUAUGCUGUUGGCGAUGUUAAUGUCAUGGAGAAUGAGGUCAACAAAAUAAAUGAUCUUCGGCAACAGUUUAGUAAUAGACCCCUCUGGAUGGCUGCUUCUAUUCACAGAGGUGAAGAACAAGUCAUUCUUCGGGUUCAUGAAGAGUUAAUCAAGAUUUAUCCCACUCUACUACUAAUUCUUGUGCCAAGACAUCCUCAGGACUGCAAGACUUUUUCCUUAGCACUGAAGAAACAAGAGGUCAAUUUUGUGCUGAGGUCGACAAAGGAAGUGGUAUCUUCAGGCACUAGGGUAUACAUGGUUGACACAUUAGGUUUGUGCACAGGCUCUCCUUAUGAAAGGGAAUUAAGAAUGCUUUACAGGGUCACCCCAGUUGCGGUUAUUGGCGGUUCAUUUCUACCUGGCUUAGCUGGCCAUAAUAUUUCUGAGGCUGCUGCAGCUGGUUGUGCUGUUGUGACAGGACCCCAUGUUGGACACUUCUACCAUAUGCUGCUUGAUAUGUGGCAAAUAAAUCCUUUAGCUGUCAAGCAGGUGGCUGGAGAAUUCAAACUUCUGCAAACACUAAAAGAACUGCUUGGUGAUGCCGAAACUCUGGGAGCAUGUCAAAGAGCUGCAAAAGAUGCAUUUUCCAUUAUGUCACAUGGAGUUGUGAACCGUGUAUGGAAUUUAGUCUGUAGGUUCGCCAUUGACUUCUGAAUAGAUACUUGGAGCAGUUAAUUUAGCUGAGCCCUCUUCUUGUAAUCUUCGUGGUAUGCUCAUGGAACCAAUUCCCCCCCCCCCCCUGAUAGUAUGAUAAUUGCCGUUCACCAUACUAUCGCUGCUGAUUUAUUGCCGUCCUGGAGGAACUCUUUUUUUUUUGAGGCGAUCCUGCAGGAACUCUGAGGAGGGGAAAUGCACAGGAAGACAACUGCACCGUUGUAAUGCGACAUGCUGGUGCCUGGUGGCCUGUUGAGUUGUGACGAAGGACAUGAAUCUCACCUGAACCGAGCAGUAUCGCCUUGUCGUCUACUCGGCUUGCUCCUCUCAGAAAUUAAAAUAUAUUUGGAUUAUAAAUUCCUCUGGGCUGCCUGUCAUCCUUCUGUUUCCUUGUGGCGUGGGUGAUAUAUUUUGCGAUUCUUUAGCGCCAGCAAGCAGAUGAUGUUUUGCAGUCCUUGUUCCUUUGUAAAAUUUCCACUUUCAAGGUUACGGGAAUUUCAAUUACGAUGCCAGUUUUAGUGUUAGAUGUCAA
Messenger RNA from Panicum virgatum (switchgrass), 1979 nucleotides. Its product is annotated as probable 3-deoxy-D-manno-octulosonic acid transferase, mitochondrial. Gene Ontology annotation, cellular component: plasma membrane. Lineage: Eukaryota; Viridiplantae; Streptophyta; Magnoliopsida; Poales; Poaceae. The transcript has 11 exons. Gene Ontology annotation, biological process: lipid A biosynthetic process. Bases 77 to 1447 code for a protein of 456 amino acids. The record is from RefSeq and is a predicted model, not a curated record. Gene Ontology annotation, molecular function: transferase activity.